CGUAGUGACUGGUGACUGUGAGCUCUGUCCGCGAUGGCGGCGCCGGUGUGUGUGAGAUUAUUUCUCCCCGGAUCUCACUGCUGCUUUCGGUUAUGUUCGACAUCUCUCCGGAGAAUCACGAGUCCGGUUCUGACCCGCAGUCACAGGCUCGGCCCGACGGAUGAUGAGAUGUACCAGCGCACCACGGUGACGGUGAUGCAGAAGGAGCCCGGCAGCGGUCCCAUCAUCUACAGCUACAGCUCACGGGGCUUCAACAUCGACGGGAACAAGGUGAUCGGACCCUGCGCCGUCGUCCCUCCGGCUAUUCUACAGUGGAACGUGGGAAGUCAUGAAGACAUAACGGUGGAGAGUUUGUCUCUGUUCUACCUGCUGGAGCCGCGCAUAGAGGUGUUGGUUCUGGGUACAGGAGCCCGUACAGAGCGUUUGGACCCCAACGUUCUCUCCUUCAUCAGGAAGAAAGGCAUUGCAGUGGAGGUGCAGGACACGCCGAACGCCUGCGCCACCUUCAACUUCCUGACCAGCGAGAGACGGAUCACAGCAGCCGCUUUGAUCCCGCCCCCUCCGCCGACUGCGGCGACAUCAGAGUGACAUCAGUGUGUGUGUGUGUGUGUGUGUGCUACUGUAAUACUGUGUAUAAUAAAUGUGUUUUUGAAUA
This is a messenger RNA of Pangasianodon hypophthalmus (striped catfish), 655 nucleotides long. It is a transcript of the gene ndufaf3, whose product is annotated as NADH:ubiquinone oxidoreductase complex assembly factor. Gene Ontology annotation, cellular component: mitochondrial inner membrane. Gene Ontology annotation, biological process: mitochondrial respiratory chain complex I assembly. The record is from RefSeq and is a predicted model, not a curated record. Bases 34 to 588 code for a protein of 184 amino acids. The transcript has 5 exons. NCBI's taxonomy places the organism in Eukaryota, Metazoa, Chordata, Actinopteri, Siluriformes, Pangasiidae.